This is a messenger RNA of Symbiodinium sp. CCMP2456, 2206 nucleotides long. The record is from the annotation of a GenBank genome assembly. Lineage: Eukaryota; Dinophyceae; Suessiales; Symbiodiniaceae.
CUGACGCCGUUCGACCGCGUCAAGUACGAGCUGGACAAGAAGACGGGCUACCUGCGGGUCGAUCGUCCCAACCGGACGUCGGCGUUCGCCCCGACGUUGUACGGCUUCAUCCCGAAGACGUUCUGCGGCAAGCGGGUGAAGGCCCUCAUGCCGGAAGCGUCGGACGGCGACCGCGACCCGCUCGACAUCUGCGUGAUCAGCGAGCGCGCGAUCACCAACCCCGUGACGAUCGUCAACGCCCGCAUCGUCGGCGGGCUGCCGAUGCUCGACCAGGGCGAGGCGGACGACAAGAUCAUCGCCGUCCUCGAGAACGACCAGAUGUGGAGCGGCGUCAACGACGUGUCGGAGCUUCCGAAGGUCUUGGUCGAUCGCCUGCGGCAUUACUUCAGCGUCUACAAGGCGCUGACCCCCGACGAGGCGGGCCGCGUCAAGAUCGACGCCGCCUACGGCCGCGAGCACGCCGAGCUGCCGACGCCGAAGGUGGCGGGUCCGAUUGAGUACGACCUUAAUGCGGACGACCUGACGGCGUUUAAUCUCGAGCACUACAAGUCGUCUCGAGUCAUUGCUCGACAAUUGCGGUUCACCUUUGUGGUAGCGUUCUGCGUGAUGAUGACGCUUCCCGUCCUGGUCGUGAAGACCUCGGAGGAACCGCUCGUUGACACGCUUCGUGGCAUUUGGCCUCUUCUGCUCGGACCCGUCCUUCUCUUGGCUUUGGGGCCUUGGUACGUCCGGCGUCGUGGUGCGAUGCUUGCCCGGAAAGUGAUGAAAGAGGGGGCGUCGAAGGGUUCCUUCGGCCCUCACCUACUGUCGUGGGACGCGCUUGGACUCAGAGAGCAGAGUCCUCGUGGCGAGACGAUGCGAAAGUGGGAGUCGAUCGAGCGCAUCGCUCGGUCGGAAACGCAUCUCUUUCUCUACACUUCAAGCUUCGAGGCGAUCGUCGUGCCGCUGCGGGCCUUCAGGUCCCAAGCGGAAACGGACGCUUUCGUGAAGGAGGUCGCGGCGCACACGGGAGCGGAACCCGAUUGCUUCGCAGCGGAAUCGCGGUGGGUUACGCUAGACGGCAUGUCCCAAUCAUUUGUCGUCUCUUUUCUGUCUCUUAUCGCCGCAAGUGCGGCGAUAGCCGCGGCGCCAUUCCGCAUCGAUAUCGUCGAUGACCAGAACGGCUGGCCCGUGCCGGCGGUGGAGUUGAAGACGACGCACCAUGUGCGGCUCGUGUCCGACAACGCCGGCGUUAUCGCCUGCGACCUGCCGGAGUUGAUGGGCGUCGAGACGUGGUUCCACAUCGAGGGCCACGGCUACGGCGUCAAGGCGGACGGCUUCGGCUACCGCGGCGUGCGCCUGACGCCGACGCCGGGCGGCAGGGCGAUCGUGAGGGUGCGUCGCGAGCUUCCCGGCAAGCGGCUCGGGCGCCUCACCGGCGCCGGGUUGUUCGCCGAGAGUCAGCGGUUCGGCUGCGAGUCGCGUUGGCGUGAGCAGGGCGUGCUCGGUUGCGACACGGUGUACGUCGCCAAGUAUGGCGACCGGCUCUUCUGGCUGUGGGGCGACACGACGCUCGCCAGGUACCCGCUGGGCAUCUUCGACACGCUCGGCGCGACGACGCGCGGCAACCCUCUGCGGAGCUUCGAGCCGCCGCUGCGGCUGCGCUACGACUACAUCCGCGAUGGGAACGGCCCGAUCCGCGGCAUCGCCCCGAUCGAGGGCGACGGCCCGACUUGGCUGAGCGGUCUGAUCACGCUCAAAGAUAAGCAGGGCGCCGACCGUCUGGUCGCCGCCUACGCCAAGAUCCGCGGCAUGCUCACGGCGUACGAGGUCGGGCUCUGCGAGUGGAACGCGGGCAAGCAGGUCUUCGAGCGGACGAAGGUCGUUUGGAAGAAGGAGAGCGAGUCGGAUAUGCCGCCGCUCUUCCCUGACGGACACGUCGCGCGGUGGACCGACGGCGAUGGCGAGGAGUGGCUGCUGUACGGCGACCCGUUCCCACGCCUCAAGUGCCGAGCAAGCUACGAGGCUUGGUCGGACCCGGCGGCGUGGGAGAAGCUCGAGCCGCAGAAGGUCGUGAAGUCGCGCGACGGCGCCACCGAGGUGACGACCCACGGCGGGUCGAUCGCUUGGAACGCCUACCGGCAGAAGUGGGUCGCCAUCUUCACGCAGUUCGGCGGCGACUCACCUCUGGGCGAAAUCUGGUACGCCGAGAGCGACGCGCCCACCG